Impatiens glandulifera is the source of this 831-nucleotide messenger RNA. RefSeq names its product F-box only protein 6-like. The transcript has a single exon. Lineage: Eukaryota; Viridiplantae; Streptophyta; Magnoliopsida; Ericales; Balsaminaceae. Gene Ontology annotation, molecular function: protein binding. Bases 1 to 831 code for a protein of 276 amino acids. The record is from RefSeq and is a predicted model, not a curated record.
AUGGCACCAUCAAAAAGUUCAUUCUUUCUUAGAGAAGUUGGUUAUCUACCCUCUAGCUUCUAUCGGUGGUAUAAUUUGUUUUGUCAAUAUUCAUCAUACCCGUUUUUCGUGGGUAACCCGCUUACUCAGACAUUCAAGGAGCUUCCAGCUUGUUCAAGCAUGGAUUGGUCUCAAGUAGCCGUUGGAAUGUGGAUGAAUGGAAAAUACACAAUCGAGGGCUAUAAGAUCCUCUUCUUAGGUUGCAAUGGCCAGUACAUAAUUUUUGACUCCAACAAGAAUAAAUGGUAUGAAUCAAAAGUUAUUCCAACGAGCAUAAGGUUGCCGUAUAUUUUGAACUUGCGCUCGCAGGCUAUCUCCGUGGAUGGUUGUCUUUACUUUAUGUCUUCAUAUCCAAACGGUAUGGUCUGCUACAAUACGUUGUUUGGAAUUUGGAAUCAUUUCUUAGUCCCGAUUCUACAUGAUAUGAUUUCUGGCCGAUUUCUAGUAGAAUGUGGGGGACGAAUCAUGUUCGUUUGUGUGAUGAUAAAAUCGCGUGUUUCUAUUUGCAUUUGGGAGUUUGAAAAAACAACAUUAUUAUGGAAGUACUUUGACAAAAUGCCACGUGAGUUGUGCAUGAAAUUGUACAAGAAGGGCGCAAAUAUGAUUUGUGUAGGUAAUAAAGAUAUGAUCUUUUUGUGCUUUAGUUCUGAAAAAUUGUUCAUGUUAGUAACAUAUGAUGUUGUGAAGAAAGAAUGGUUUAAAGCUCCAAGAUCUUUACUUCCCCGAGGAAUGGCAUAUCAAAGGUUUCGACAUAAAAUCGCAUUUUAUCCCUGCAUUACUGGAACACCUUAG